AGAAAAAGGUUUUAAGUGGGGGAGAAACCACUACUCCCAGGACGCGCGUCGCCGGGGAUCGCCGGAGCUAGGGUUCCGACCGUCCGUCCGAUGGCGGUAGCCCUCCCGCCGGCCUUCCCUCCGCACGGCCUCCCCCAGCCGGACGCUUCUGCCGGGGACAUGGGCCCGCGCCUCCUGCAGGUGCGCGGGCUCCGCCGGCUGCCGCUCCACGAGCUCGUCCCCCGCCUCGCCGAGCUCCGCGCCGACGAGGCCGGCCCCGUGCGCAAGGUCGUCAUCGAGAUGAUUGGUGAGAUUGGGUCAAAGCACAUGGUGUAUAUACCCGACAUGAUGCCCAGCCUGCUGGAUCUUUUGAAUGAUGAGACGCCGGCGGUCGCAAGACAGGCUGUUAAAACAGGAACAGACUUAUUUGCCAAAGUACUGCAAGAGCUCGUUAUCCAGGGUUUGUUCUCAAGUGGUGGGAUUGACGAUUCACUCAAAUCGUCAUGGGAAUGGAUGCUCAAGCUUAAAUCAGCGGUGUCGCUCAUGGCAUUCCAGCCUACCAGCAAUGAAGGAGUCAGGUUGCUGGCUGUUAAGUUUGUUGAGAAAACAGUUCUUAUGCACACCCCGGAUCCUAAUAUCACAUCUGAUCCACCAACCCAAGCUACAGAAGAUAUGGGAUUCAAUAUAGCAUGGUUAAGGGGAGGUCACCCUCUGCUUAAUGUUGGUGACCUAGCCAUGGAAGCCAGCCAGAGCCUGGGACUGUUGCUAGAACAACUUAAGUCUCCUAAAAUAAGAUUACUCAGCACUUCGAUGAUCAUUGUCUUCGUUACUAGUCUCUCGGCUAUUGCUCAAAGAAGGCCUUCCUUUUAUGGACGCAUACUGCCAGUUUUACUUUCUUUGGACCCAGCAAAUACCAUUAUCAAAGUGCAAGUUCCAGGUGCAUUCCAUGCUUUGAAGAGUGCCAUUGAUGCAUGCCUGAAAUGUACACAUUCAAGUGCUGAGCCGUGGCGAGCUCGUCUAUUGGAAGCUCAAAAUAUUAUAAACCAGGGAGAUUCAAUAGCUGCAAAUGAUUCAAAUGCUGGUAGGAGUGCUGGAGACACGUCCAACAGGGCCGAGUCGUUGCCUCUGACAGAAACAAGCACUGACAACAGUAACAAGCGGAGUCUGGCUGAUGACAUGAAUAAUAUUCUAGAAGAUGAUGGUCAUUCCAGUAAAAGGGUCAAACAAUCACAUGAUUCUCAGGAACAUAGUGAAGAGGCAAACAAGAGAAAUACUGAAGCAGCCUCUGUUGAUUCAUCAUCCAAUCAACCCACCCUUGCAAGAACUGAGAAUUCUGAAGCUGUAUAUCAAUUAAUUGGUAUGUUUGCUGCAUUAGCUGCGCAAGGCGACAGAGCUGCUGGAUCACUACAAAUCCUGUCAUCCAGUAUCGCUGCUGACUUAUUAGCAGAGGUUGUAAUGGUUAACAUGCAACACCUGCCAGUUUCUGGUCCUGAAGUAGAUCAACGACAACAUCCUUCAACUAGCCAGUCCUCUGUUGCUCCUAGUCGGAAUAUUCUUUCAGGUCGCUUUCCUAUGUUAGAGGCUCUGUGGAAGACAAUAAGUGAAACUGAUCAAGCUGAAGCACCUCCAGCUAAGGAUACUGCUCUGGUGACAUCUGCUGCUGGUGAGAUCAUACCAGUUCUUGCCAGUUCUCCUGUUCCUUCUGCAUUAAAAACACCGAAGGAGGAGGACAUUAGUUCAGCAGUUCCACUAGAUAUAGAAACAGUAGAGGCUAAAGUGCCCACUGCAGAUGCCACUGGAUUAUCGAUGGAGAUUCAGGAAUCAUCAGAAACUUCCCAUGCUUCUACAGAACCUCAGGGAACCCAAGAACAUUCUGGCAGUUUUGUUACUCCUUUGCCAGCUGACAAUUCUUCAGUUGGUAUCAGUUUGGCUCAAUGUUCAGAAACUCGCAGUCCAAGCUCCUCUACUAUUGACGGAAGCCAGUCACAGUUUUCAUCUUUGAAUGCCCCUACUUCACAGUAUGUUCUUCCAAAAUUGGUUGUGACUAAUGUCGAUCUGACCGAUGAGGCUAAAGAUCUCCUUCAAAAAGAAGCAUUUCUGCGUAUUCUUGAGAGAGAUAAGCAAGUAGAGUCUGGUGGUUCGAAAGCUCGUCUUCCGUUGCUUUCUCACCUGAGUGUUGAGUUUCCUUUGGAGUUGGACCCGUGGGAGCUUCUCAAAAAGCAUGUACUAUCUGACUAUGUAAAUAAGGAGGGACACGAGUUGACACUGGGCAUCCUGAACAGGUUAUAUCGUGAGGCAGAACAGGAUCAGGACUUCCUUUCAUCUAGAACUGCAACAUCAGUUUAUGAAUCAUUUGUUCUGACAAUAGCUGAAAAUCUUCGUGAUAUGUUUCCGGCUUCAGAUAGAUCACUUGGCAAAUUGCUUUGUGAGAUGCCAUACCUACCAGAAGGUGUAUUAAAACUGCUAGAGGGUUUAUGUUCUCCUGGAAAUAAUGAGAAGCAGGACAAGGAUCUUCAGAGUGGUGACAGGGUAACUCAAGGUCUAAGUGCUGUCUGGAACCUUAUCAUGUUAAGACCUCCAAACCGGGACAGAUGUCUGGACAUUGCUUUGCAGAGUUCAAUCAAUCGUAUAGAUGAGGUCCGCAUGAAGGCAAUACGUUUGGUAGCAAAUAAACUAUUUCCAAUGGCAAGCAUUUCCAAAAGGAUUGAAGAUUUUGCAAAUGAAAAACUUAAUUCAGUCCUGGAAGUGAUUCCAGCAGCUGAAUCUGCAUCAGCUGCUGAAAUGGGCACACCCGAGGUUCACCAGGAUGGUGGUUUAGAAAAUGUAUCCUCGGUAGCAGAUGCUCUAACUUUGAUGUCGCUGUAUUUUGCUCUGUGUACCAAGAAGCACUCCCUUCUCCGGCGUGUAUUUGAAAUAUAUGGCAGUCUUCCACAGGCUGCCAAACAGGCAGUUCACAGACAAGUACCCAUUCUGAUUCGCACGAUACGUUCCUCUCCUGAACUUCUUGGUAUCAUCUCAGAUCCACCAGCUGACUGUCGGGACCUACUCAUGCAGGUUUUACAGACUCUCACUGAUGUAGCAGUGCCCUCUCAAGAUCUGAUUUCUUCCAUAAAGAACUUAUAUUCAAAAACUAAGGAUACUGAGUUCCUUUUCCCAGUCAUGGCUCAUCUGCCAAAAGAUGAGAUUCUGUCUGUGUUUCCCAAUAUUGUUAAUCUUCCGGUGGAUAAGUUUCAAGUUGCCCUUUCUCGAAUCCUGCAGGGAUCACCACAACAUGGCCCUAUUCUUGACCCAUCAGAAAUUUUGAUUGCGAUUCAUGUAAUAGAUCCUGAAAAAGAAGGAAUACCACUGAAAAAGGUCAUGGAUGCAUGUGCUGCCUGCUUUGAGCAAAGGACAACAUUCACUCAGCAAGUUUUGGCAAAAGCACUAAACCAACUGGUUGAACAGAUUCCCCUACCUUUGCUGUUCAUGCGAACUGUUAUGCAAGCGAUAAGUGCAUUUCCUGCCUUGGUGGAUUUUGUGAUGGAGAUCAUGUCACGCCUUGUUAGCAAGCAGAUAUGGAAAUAUCCGAAGUUAUGGGUAGGAUUCCUGAAGUGUGCUAUCCUGACAAAGCCUCAGUCCUAUGGUGUGUUACUGCAGUUACCAGCUCCACAACUCGAAAACGCCCUGAAUAAGAACCCUGUACUGAAGGCGCCCUUGGUCGAGCAUGCCAGCCAGCCAAACGUGCGAUCGACUCUCCCAAGGUCUAGCUUGGUGGUUCUGGGCCUCGCUGAAGAUCAACAGCAGCAGCCAGCACCCGAGGCGCAGAGCAGCCAGAACCAGGCCGCGGAGACCAGCAGCUCGGCCGCAGAGGCCACGACGGAAGUGACCCAGGAAUCCUCCGCCGCCAGUUGACAUUUCCCCUGCAGCGCCUGGCCUUUUCUGUAUUUGCUGCAACAGAAUGGAGGCAUUUGGCAGGCGACGAAGCGCUAUCCGCAUUAGCAGUACUGGGAAAGAUGGCAUGGAAAGACCAUGUGGCGAAGCAAUGUUUAGCUGCUGCGCGACUUGUAUAAAACAUUUAUUACACUAAAAAAAUUGAAAAUAGUUGUAGGAGAAAGUUGUUGUUAGCCUUGUUGUCUAUCUGUUUUGGGUAGCCUGUAUUCCAGUCCACUAAAGUGGUAUGUAGAACAUUAAACAAGGUUUGUUGUCAAAAUAAGUUCUGAAUUUGUGUACUAUCUUGUUCUAUUAAGCUGUUCAUAAUAUCGGUGCGUUUGAGCUCGA
Messenger RNA from Triticum dicoccoides, 4236 nucleotides. RefSeq names its product symplekin-like. The transcript is spliced from 28 exons. The record is from RefSeq and is a predicted model, not a curated record. The coding region runs from base 91 to 3870 and encodes 1259 amino acids. Lineage: Eukaryota; Viridiplantae; Streptophyta; Magnoliopsida; Poales; Poaceae.